AUGGUACCACUGUCUACUGCGGAAUGUGUUCGACCUCAUAGGCAUGGCGCUGAUUUGAUAUAUGGUGGUAGCGAGGGAUUAAGCGAUUUCUCGCCAGAUAACGCAUCAAAUGUGUCCCUACGCUGUCUUCUUGGCAGACUCAUUGGCAUUCAAGGACUAGGGCAUUGGUACCGUCUACAUGUCAGCGAAGAUACGAAAUUCGGAACUGUGCUGCUCAAACUCAGUGCUACUGACGAUGAUGGAGGUGAUAAUGCAAAACACUGGUACCGUCUACAUGUCAGCGAAGAUACGAAAGUCGGAACUGUGCUGCUCAAACUCAGUGCUACUGACGAUGAUGGAGGUGAUAAUGCAAAAGUUGGUUAUCGAUUGGCUGGUGGAGAAGGAGACCAUAUCAAAGUGGAUGAAAAGACUGGAGAAUUGACGUUGAUUAGACCAUUGGACAGAGAGGCAAACAGUGUAUUACGACAUGCUGUAAUCGCAUUUGAUCACGGCGCCCCGUCACAAAUCUCGGCCGUAAAUCUAACCAUUGAAGUCGACGAUGUCAAUGACAAUGCGCCUUUUUGCAUUGAGCCGAUAACGACUGUAAGUAACUAUAUUAGUAUGUUUUUUAUCGCGCAACUACGAGAAUCAUGUCUUCAGGUGCGAAUUCCCGAAGAUUACCCGGAUGGAGCGCUCGUAGGAUGUGUGGCAGCGACUGAUCCCGAUGUUGGACCAAAUGCUCGUCUUAGAUUUUCCUUAGAUCCUGAAGAAAAUGGGCUUGCACCACCUUUCAAGAUUGAUCAUCGAACUGGAUGUGUUUUCAUCCACUCUCCACAUCAGCCAUUAGACUUCCAACGAAGAUCCUCGUAUAAUUUGACCAUAGAUGUAGCCGACAAUGGAGAAGUAGUGCUGAGUACAACUUGCUCAUAUAUUGUAGAACUUGAAGAUGUGGAUGAGAACCUUCAUCCGCCCGAGUUCGAUGACGUGGCGUUGGAGGCUAGUGUGUACGAAAAUAUGGCUAUUGGUACCGAAGUCAUCACAGUCAAAGCUGUAGAUCAGGAUAACCCUGUGGGAGCUGUCGACUAUAACAUUGUAGAAGGCAAUGGCAUUGCAUACUUUGCUAUCGACUCUACAGAAUGGGGUUCCCCAGAGGGUACACUUGUUGUCUGCAGUAAGACAUAUCGAGUCUUGAAUAGUUGGACCUCUUCGUCGCGUACAUGUGGACGUUUAUGA
Strongylus vulgaris is the source of this 1212-nucleotide messenger RNA. Lineage: Eukaryota; Metazoa; Nematoda; Chromadorea; Rhabditida; Strongylidae. The record is from the annotation of a GenBank genome assembly.